This is a messenger RNA of Aspergillus thermomutatus, 822 nucleotides long. RefSeq names its product gamma-glutamyl cyclotransferase gliK (gene gliK). Gene Ontology annotation, molecular function: gamma-glutamylcyclotransferase activity. The transcript has 2 exons. The record is from RefSeq and is a predicted model, not a curated record. Bases 1 to 822 code for a protein of 273 amino acids. Lineage: Eukaryota; Fungi; Ascomycota; Eurotiomycetes; Eurotiales; Aspergillaceae.
AUGGGAAAAGCGACGUUGCAAGACCCUCACGGGGUAAUCUGGUACUUUGCCUACGGCUCCAACGUACGCCUGUCUGUGCUGGAGAAUCGUGGCAUCAAGGCGCUGGAUAUCAAGGCGGUCGUUGUCCCCUCGCACUACCUGACGUUCGACAUCUUCGGCACCCCUUAUGUUGAGCCUUCGUAUGCCAGCGUCGCCCCUUUUGCACCGGACAAGCAAACGACGCUACGACUGGGCGAUUCACCCGCUCGUCGCGACAUCCCUGCUGUCCAGGGUCUCGCGUAUCUUUUGAAGCCCAAGGACUACCGGCAGCUGGUCAUCAGCGAAGGUGGCGGAGUGGCCUACGAUGAGGUCGAGGUACAUGCCUCUGUCCUAGACGAUGACGGCAAACCGGACCCAAGCAGUGUCUUGAUCGCUCGAACCUUGCAAGCAAAGUAUCCCUGGCGACCCAACGGUGCACCCAGUGCGCGCUACCUGGGCCUCAUCUCCACGGGAUGCAAACAGAAUAAGCAGCUCACGGCGUACAGCGCCUAUAUUGAUUCCUUACCCUCGUACGAUCCGCCGACCUCCUACCACACGCGGGUGGGAGCUCUUCUUUUUCUGCUGUUUUGGCGCCCGCCGCUUCGUCUGUUGGUUCGACUCAUCAAGGUGCGCACCGACAGCGACGGACAUUGUCCGCAGUGGCUCGGUUGGAUUAUUCUGACCUUGUAUGGGCUGAUGUGGUCAUAUCACGACAACAUCCACGCGAGGAUCUGGGGGCGAGGCGAUGGCCGGAAAUUACAUUUUGAAGAGACUACACGUGGAGGGGCUGGUAAAGUUGAUUAA